Molecule: messenger RNA, 1303 nt
Organism: Impatiens glandulifera
Lineage: Eukaryota; Viridiplantae; Streptophyta; Magnoliopsida; Ericales; Balsaminaceae
Product: zinc finger CCCH domain-containing protein 48-like
Exons: 8
Coding region: 88-1266 (392 amino acids)
Molecular function (GO): protein binding; metal ion binding
Source: RefSeq, a predicted model, not a curated record
GUUGGACAUCUACCAAAGAGAGACAUAUGUAAAUAUUGGCUUUCUGGACGGUGCAAUAGGAACCCAUGUAGGUUCUUGCACGAGGCAAUGCCAUCAUCACAAAUCUCAGAACAUAAACAGUCACGACAUCAUCGACUGCAGGGGAAUCAAUCUUUGUCUAAAUCAAAAACCUGGCGAAGAGAAUUAGCAGGCAGUAGUUCUACUGGGACAUGUUCAACACAGCCUCCAAGAAAAACUGAUACUUCUCACAACAACAAGAGUAGUAUAUGUAAAUCCUCUAGUACAGUUUGCAAGUAUUGGAUUGAUGAAAACUGUGUACACGGUGACAAGUGUGAGUUCUUGCACUCAUGGUCAUGUGGCAAGGGAUUUUCAUUGGUUACGAAGCUUGGAGGACAUAAGAAUGCCAUUACUGGGAUUUCUCUUCCCUCUAGUUUGAAUAAGCUUGUUACUGUUGGUAAAGAUAAGGCUAUGAGGAUUUGGGACUGUAAUAAUGGACAGUGUCUUAGUGUGGAGAACUUUGAGAGUGAAGUUAGUUGUCUGACUGCUGAAGGUUCAUUCGUAUUUGCUGGCAUACAAAAUACUAUUAAGGGAUGGAACACUCUGGAUCAAACAAGCAUCAACCUUUCUUGUUCAUCAGAUAAAAUCAAUGUCGUGACUGUAGAAGGUGACAAGAUUUUUGCUGGGACCGAGGAUGAUGGGUCUAUAUUGGUUUGGAAAUCUAAUGCUUCUGGUUAUCCCGAGAUUGCUCAACCCUUAAGGGGACAUAAAAGUGGUGUUGUAUGUCUAAGAGUUGGAGUAAAAGGAAGUAGAAUGUUCUCUGGUUCAAGAGAUAAUACUAUAAGAGUUUGGGAUCUUGAUACAAUGGAGUGCAUCGAGACUCUAUAUGGACACACAAGUGCAGUUAUGUCAUUGAUUUGCUGGGAAACCUAUUUACUGUCUGGUUCAAUGGAUGGAACAAUUAAGGUUUGGGCUGAUAAAGAAAGUGGGCAUAUUGAAGUAAUUCAUACACAAGAAGAGGGACAUGGUGUUAUAGCUCUUGGUGGCAUUCACGAUGAAGAAGAUAAGGCGAUUCUUUUGGUUUCUUGUGAUGAUAGUUGUGUUCGUUUAUACGAUUUGCCUUCGUUUGAAGAGAGGGGCAGAUUGUUUGCGAAGAAGGAAGUUUGUGCUAUUGAAGUGUUGGGUUCCGAGGGUAUUUUCGUCACUGGAGAUGCGACGGGGCAGUUAGCUGUAUGGAAAUUAGAUGGAAAGCCUUCUUCUCUUCGAUGAUUUCUUAUCAAAUAAGUUUGAAUAGGAAAUGUAAUAU